CAACUAUGUGUGUAUUCUGCAGCUUCCCCUCAUUGAUCCUAUUGGUCCUAUUUGGUCCUAUUUGGUCCUAUUGGUGGUCUCUUAUUGGUAGUCGGAUGCAAGUGUUCCCUAGCUCUCCAUGCUUCCAUGCUUCUCCCCUGUACCCCCCUUGCUCGAUUUAUUCUACGUAUGCAUGUUUGUGUCUCGGUUGCGUAAGGAUCUGAGAGCAAAUGGAUGUGGAAUGGAAGCUUCCUCGUCCUCAAUAGUUUUCCCGGUCCGUCGACGUUUCUGAUUCGUUCGUGCUACUGAACUGUGAGAUGGAUCAAGAAGCUUGUCGACCUCAAACCUCGAUUUUCCUCCGUUUUUAUUCCUUUUCCUCUUCUUUUCAUGUCAGCUUCUAGCAACACUCUGUAAAAGCCUUGUAACACUCAACACCAAAUUCUCAUCGAAACUUUUACAUCGCUAUACUUUCUAGCUCGCGUAUUCCUUUCGCACCGAUCCCCUUAUACCAACUAUCGCACACUGUGCAUCUUCUUCAGCUAGCUCUUCUGACGUCAUCAACAUGGCCGACAGCAUUACCAACGGCAUCGAAAAAGGCGCGAGUAGCGAAGCAACAACAUCUGGGUCGCAACCCAAUAUCCCUCCAGUUGUGAAAAGUCCCAUUAAUGCAGGAGAAGAAUCCAUGGAGCCAUCGAUUGCGGCCAAUACCGCAGCUCCCGGGGCGGCGACUGCGCCUAACUCCGAUACCCUGGCGCAAAACGAUGCUGCUACCACUGAUUCAAAGGAAUUGGCCGAGAAGAUAGACGCUGCUGAUAAAUUGGCUUCGCAGCCGGAGAAGUCAGCCGAAACGGUGCCUUCAGAGUCUACUACUACGGAGAUAGCAACUGAUACACCGUCACUUACCAAUGGUGAAGCUAAAGAGCCUCUUAACCCCGUUACUAUCGAAGAGGUUCGCGAUCAAGAUACGCCGGCCGCAGCUCCAUCCCAGCCUGCUGAGAUGACUGGGGCACUACCCAUCCAAGAACCAGCAAAUGAUACUCCGAAAGCCGAUCCGGCACCAGUUACUGCCGAGCCUGAUAAAUCAGAAGCAAAUACUGGAGAGAAACGCAAGCCAAGUGAAUCUAAAGUAUCUAAUGGUGAUGCUACGCAGGAGGAGUCCCCGGAAGACGCGCCGGCCGAGAAGAAGCAAAAGACCAAUGGAGCUAAUACUAACGGCACGUCCAAGAAAGUUGGUCGACCAAAGAAAGAAUCAAAGAAAGAUAAAAAAGCACCACUCCCCGUUGGUAGAACAGCAAGGAAGACUAGAAGCCAGGGAGCUCCGGAUCAAAUCCUCUAAACUAAAAUGAUGAAUGAAUUUGGUUCGUUCUUACCGCUUCCUAUGCAUCGAUUCGAUUAUCUUAUAAGACUUAUGGGCUGGGAAUAUUGGAGGCGCCGGUGGGAGUUGCUGUCCGCAGGCUUGUGAGGCGUAAUGUUUUACGUUCAUCCUAUUAUGUACAUAUUGAUGCUUGAAUGAUCAAAGAAUAGGGGUCAAUUCGCUUUUUUGCCGUUGUAUACAUGGAAGGAAAACCAGAGGCCUGUGCGAUGGGAAUGUGUGUGGUGCGACGCAAACAAACGUAGCGUUAGCUAGCUGAAGAUAGUAUCCUAGGGUUAUCCAAAGUAGGUAUCCUACAAAAAUGAUCAAUAUAGAAUCGUAAAAUCAA
Daldinia loculata is the source of this 1679-nucleotide messenger RNA. RefSeq lists its product as uncharacterized. The record is from RefSeq and is a predicted model, not a curated record. The transcript has 2 exons. Bases 542 to 1315 code for a protein of 257 amino acids. Lineage: Eukaryota; Fungi; Ascomycota; Sordariomycetes; Xylariales; Hypoxylaceae.